Molecule: messenger RNA, 2259 nt
Organism: Teleopsis dalmanni
Lineage: Eukaryota; Metazoa; Arthropoda; Insecta; Diptera; Diopsidae
Gene: Hmu
Product: adipocyte plasma membrane-associated protein
Exons: 4
Coding region: 321-2117 (598 amino acids)
Biological process (GO): biosynthetic process
Molecular function (GO): strictosidine synthase activity
Source: RefSeq, a predicted model, not a curated record
AUACCCCACGUGUGCGGCUUCCACAUAUGUGGAAUCUAUCAUAAUCAUUUGUAGUAAUUACCUAUAUUUAUUUAUAUUUCGGGUCAAAAUACUACCGAGUAAGAUUAACACAUAUUUUCUUUUGUACUUUGAUUUCGGCUGAUGAAGGCAAUAAUAAGAUAAAGAAUACCGGUUCAAAGUGAAAUACAAUAGAAAGAGAAGAGGAGAAGAGAAGAAAAGACAAUUGGGUUUUGUAGUCGUGUCUGGUUGUGCUGCGAAUAGAAAUUUCUUUUCAAAUAAAUUUUGUUUUCUUAAUUUUUAAUAAAUAUAAUAUUUAAAAAAUGGGUCUAAUCUACAACAUAGGCGUGAGGCUUAUGAAUUUUAUGGUAUUUUUCCUGCUUAUCGUACUUCUGCCUGGUCUUCCACCUCGUACCACUUUUCCAUUUAAAGAAUUUACUGUUGCACCUACAAAAGAACUAAAAGGUGCACUUGAGCCUAAUCAACAUUUGGAUGGUGCACAACGUUUAUUGGAUGGGCGUGUCUAUGGUCCUGAAUGUUUAAUUGCACGUAACAAUGAGAUUUACACUGGUAUACAUGGUGGCGAAGUUAUUAAACUAACUAAUGAGCAUGUUACACAUGUUGUCAAGCUUGGACAACCUUGCGAAGAAAUUUUUGAAGAAUCACGUUGUGGUCGGCCUUUGGGUUUGGCAUUUGACACACAAGGCAAUAAUUUGAUUAUUUCGGAUGCAUAUUAUGGCAUUUGGUCAGUGGAUCUUAAUACAAAUAAGAGAAAACUUUUAGUUUCACCACAACAAGAACUGCCCGGUAAAGACAUCAAUCGCAAGGCAAAAACGUUUAAUAGUGUAGCUGUUGCUAAAAAUGGUGAUAUUUAUUGGACCGAUUCCUCAUCAGAUUUUAAAUUAGAGGAUUUGGUAUUUACUUCCUUUGCAAAUCCGUCUGGACGUCUCUUCAAAUAUAAUCGUGGUACAAAUGAAAGCGAAGUUUUGCUUGAUGAACUUUUCUUUGCCAAUGGCAUUGCAUUAAGUCCAGAGGAAGAUUUUAUAGUUGUUGUCGAAACAGGAGGAUUGCGUUUGACAAAAUACCAUUUAAAGGGUGCUAAAAAAGGUCAACAUGAAGUGUUCGUUGAAGGCUUACCCGGCCAUCCAGAUAAUAUAACACCUGAUGCUGAAGGCUUGUGGGUGCCAUUAGUAGUUGCAGCUGAUAGUGAACAUCCCUCGGGAUAUGUUCUAUUUUCUCAAUUCCCAACCAUACGUCUCUUCCUAGCACGCAUGCUACAACUUUUUGAAUUACCUUUCCGUACAUUGAACGAAUAUUUUCCAAAUAAAUUGUUACAACGUUUUGUACAUUUCAUUGGUCAUGGAGAAAGCGUACAAUUAUUGUCACCGAAACGUUCAACAAUUUUGCGUGUCGAUUGGAAUGGCAACAUUAUAGGCUCUUUACAUGGUAAUGAUGGAUCUGUUGGCGCUGUUUCACAUGUAUUAGAAUUUAAUAAUCAAUUAUAUUUGGGUUCACCUUUUAAUCGUUACUUGGCUCGUGUUAAGUCACCAAAACCAGCUAAACAACCUACUGUAAAAGUCAAAAAUGUGAGAUACGAAGGUGCGACACUUGAGGCAUCUGUAAAACCGCCAAGCACUGCUUCUACAACAACCACAACAACAACGACCCGCAAACCUUCGACCACAACAACAACUACAACUACGACAACAACACCAAAACCAACUACCACCACCACAACAACAACACCAAAACCAACUACCACAACAACAACAACUGCUAGGCCAACAACUACUACCACUACAACAACGACUACACCAAAACCUUCAACGACUACAACUACAACAACAACACCAAAACCAACAACUACAACUACUACUACAACAACAACACCAAAGCCUACAACGACCACACCAAAGCCUGCUACACCCAAACCAACCACAGCAGCUCCGCCCAAAGUGCAACCAACAACAACAACGACACCUAAACCCGAAACAACAACGGAACGAGUUCCUCCUAAGGAACCAGCGCCUGUUAAGGAAGAUGUAGCUUCCGACACCAAACCGCCAAAACAGGAAAAAUUGAAGAUUAUCAAUAAGCAAGGGAAACAUGUAGAGUUAUAAACGAAGACAUGAUCGAAGGAAGAAGGUUUAAUUUAAUUUUAAGAGUGACUGAAAAGCUCUACUAAAUUGUUUAGUAGUAAAAAAAAUAAUUCCGCAAUAAUAAUUCCAUUUUCUUUUCAUUUAAAAUUUGAAGCACAAAUGA